This is a messenger RNA of Spinacia oleracea (spinach), 2049 nucleotides long. Its product is annotated as protein NRT1/ PTR FAMILY 1.2-like. The record is from RefSeq and is a predicted model, not a curated record. The coding region runs from base 250 to 1968 and encodes 572 amino acids. Lineage: Eukaryota; Viridiplantae; Streptophyta; Magnoliopsida; Caryophyllales; Amaranthaceae. Gene Ontology annotation, cellular component: membrane. Gene Ontology annotation, molecular function: transmembrane transporter activity. The transcript is spliced from 4 exons. Gene Ontology annotation, biological process: transmembrane transport.
CAUAUAUUUUUUUGGUUUCUAUUUCCCACAUUUACUCACAAGUCACAUUGCCACUCACCCUCCAAAAAUCCUGUAUACCGGUCAAACUCCAUUAAAAGAUGCGACAAAAUCCGAACCUCGAGUACCGCGUGCACCAUCCUCGAAUCCGUAUAAGCUAAGCUGUUAGACGGUAGAGUUAAACUUUCAAUUUCCAUCCUCCAAUCCGUAAUUGUAAUUGCAGUAACAGAGCAGCUCAAUGCAAUAAUAUCAAUGGAGGAAAACUCUUCAGAUCGCAACAUAAUGAGGGAACCCCUCUUGGGUACUUCAAAUGGUGGCUUAAAAACUCUCCCUUUUAUCAUAGCAAAUGAGGCGUUUGAGAAAGCUGCAAGUUUUGGGCUUUUACCCAAUAUGAUACUGUAUUUGAUGAGAGGGUAUGGUAUGGAAUUGGCAACUGGGUCUAAUAUCAUCUUCUUCUGGAAUGCUGCCACUAAUUUUACCCCUGUUAUUGGUGCUUUUCUUGCUGAUUCUUAUGUGGGUCGAUUUUGGAUGAUCGGAUUUGGUUCCAUUUUUAGCUUUCUGGGAAUGAUUUUCCUUUGGUUGACAGCUAUUAUUCCUGGUGCAACGCCAUGCGAUGACUCUGGUUCUGAAUGCAAGUCAUGGAAUGUAUUCCAACUCACACUACUGGUAUCGGCGUUUGGCCUGAUGUCAAUUGGAGCAGGUGGCAUCAGGUCAGCUUCCUUAGCAUUUGGUGCCGAUCAGUUGCUCAAGAAAGACAACUUUAGCGAUGCAGGCAUCUUAGAGAGGUUCUUGAACUGGUAUUAUUCUGCUUGCUGUGGAGCAGUUGUGGUAGGAGUGCUUUUUGUGGUGUAUAUUCAAGAUCACUUUGGGUGGAAAGUUGGUUUUGGAGUUUCAGUUGUGCUUAUGCUGUUAUCUGCUCUUUCAUUCUUCUCAGCUUCUACGUUAUAUAUAAAAUUUAAGGCCAAGGCAGGAUCCUUGAUUGCAUUUGCUCAAGUUUUAAUGGUUUCAUGGAAGAAGAGAAAUUUGAAUUUUUCUGAGGAUGAACUGUAUUAUCAGAGCAAGGGCUCAAGACUGCUCAUUCCCAGUGACAAACUAAGGUUCUUAAAUAAGGCUUGCAUUGUUGGAAAUGCAGAGGAAGAACUCACACCUGAUGGAGUAGCCAUAGAUCCAUGGAACCUUUGUACCGUAAAUCAGGUGGAAGAGGUGAAAGCCCUCAUAAAGGUAAUCCCAAUGUGGUCAACAGGGAUUAUGAUGUCAGUAACUACAACUCAGUUCACAUUCCCUGUUCUACAAGCGGGGUCCAUGGAUCGUCAUAUCACCUCAAAUUUUCAAGUUCCAGCUGGUUCCUUCGGGACAUUCACAGUCAUCUCAAUAAUUUUAUGGAUUGCCAUUUAUGACCGCAUUGUGAUUCCUUUAGCCACAAAAAUAACAGGAAAACCAGGACAAUUGAGUGUAAGGAAACGAAUGGGAGUUGGUCUCAUACUCUCAUUCAUGUCAAUGGUUGUGUGCGCGAUAAUAGAGGGUGUUCGACGUGAGACAGCUAUUAAGGAAGGAUUCUCAGAUGAUCCGAAAGCAGUGACUGACAUGUCCGCUUACUGGUUGCUGUUUCACCAUUGGAUUUCUGGAAUGGCUGAGGCUUUAUUUUUAGUUGGCCAAAAUGAGUUCUUCUACUCUGAAUUCCCAAAGAGCAUGUCAAGUGUAGCAACAACUAUUUCUGGGUUAAGCACGUCUGUAGCGAGUUUGUUUGCAAGUUUGAUCAUGAGUAGUAUCAAUAGCAUUACAAGCAAAGGUGGAAAAGAGAGUUGGGUAUCAAGUAACAUAAACAGGGCUCAUUUUGAUUAUUACUACUGGCUUCUUGCUGGUUUGAGCUUUCUUAAUUUCUUGUACUACCUUCUUUGCAGUAGAGCUUACGGGCCUCCUUCUUAUGACCAAGACAGGUUUGAGGACAAUGAGGAGAUUAUAGAAGGAUGAUCGUUGUUUUGUUCAAUUUUUCUUACGAAUUUCCUUGGAGAGAAUACGAGUAUAUAUAUAUAUAUUUCUUCCGUUCCUUAA